AUGGCGCUGCAGCACGUCGUGGUUGCGGGCGGCACGGGCUUCGUCGGCUCGCGUCUGGUGCGCCAUCUGCAGGGCACGGGCGCGCAGGUGACGGUGCUGACGCGCUCCCGGGGCUCGGCGUCCGCGCUGCCCGCGGCGACGCGCGUGGUGGUGUGGGCGCCGGACAAGCUUGCGGCAGUGGGCGACGACUGGGUGGGCUGGCAGGACUCCCUGCGCGGCGCAGACCUGGUCGUCAACCUGUGCGGCGAGCCCGUCGUGUCGCGGUGGGACGCGAGGGGGCGGCAGGCAAUCGUAGAGUCGCGCGUCAAGGCCACCACCGCGCUCGCGGAGGCGGUGCGCGACAUGCCCACGGAAAGCAGGCCCAAGUGCGUGGUGAGCGCGUCCGCGGUCGGAUACUACGGGACGAGUGCGGCCACCGUGUUUGACGAGGGCGCUGCGCCGGCUAGGGACGACUUUCUGGCGGACGUGUGCGUCAGGUGGGAGGAGGCCGCGAAGGGGGUGCUGGAGGGUGUCGAGGGGACUAGGCUGGUUGUGGUGAGGAUUGGGGUCGUGCUUGGCGUGGGAGGGGGCGCGCUGGCGAGGAUGCUGCCCGCGUUUAAGAUGUUUGUCGGCGGAAAAGUCGGCAGCGGCGAGCAGUGGGUGUCGUGGGUGCACGUGGAUGAUUUGGUGAGGAUUUUCGUGGAGGCGGGGGAGAAUGAGGAUAUGCGGGGCGUGUACAACGCCACGGCGCCGCGUCCGGUCACUAUGGGCGAGCUUGCGCAGGCGUUGGCUGACGCGUUGAAGAGGCCCAAUUUGUUCCCCGUGCCCGGCGUCGUGCUAAAGCUCGCCCUCGGCGGAGCUGCGCAGGUCGUGCUGGAGGGACAGAAGGUGCUGCCGAAGAGGCUGUUGGAACGUGGUUUUAAGUUUCAGCAUGAGACUGUGGAGAGCGCCAUGAAGGCCGUGGCUGAAGAGGCCUAG
This is a messenger RNA of Chondrus crispus (carragheen), 957 nucleotides long. RefSeq lists its product as hypothetical. NCBI's taxonomy places the organism in Eukaryota, Rhodophyta, Florideophyceae, Gigartinales, Gigartinaceae. The record is from RefSeq and is a predicted model, not a curated record. The transcript has a single exon. Bases 1 to 957 code for a protein of 318 amino acids.